AUGUCAGAUCAAAGAGCGAAGACAUUCUAUCGCGAAAAUUAUCUCUUUACCCAGUUGACGUACAUGCAGAUUGUAGGGAUGUUCCCUAUCGAUUAUACCAAGUGUCUCCCUCAGCGUCUCGCCUUCCUCUCUGUCAUCCUCAACCGGAUGUACUUCGGCUUCUGGCAACUCAUCUGCAUCCACAUCGCCGUCAUCCAGAUCGCGAGUGUGCACGUGAACUGGGGAAAGAGUCUGGACGACAUCUCUCCAUUCCUCAACACGAGUCUCAUCUACGUCUUCACGUACUACAUCAUUGUGUACUUCCAAGGCCGCUACGGGACUCACGCGGAGCUCAUUGAGUACAUCAACGGCAAUUUCAAGAGCCGCUCAGCGCCGGGGAUUACAUAUGUCACGCUGGAGCCAGCUUACCGCGCAGCCAACAGAUUCACUCACGUCUGGAUUAUUUGCUGCACUUUUGGCACUCUUCACUGGGCGUUUGCCCCCAUUUUGACCGGCACUCGGGCGCUUCCGCUCCACUCUUGGUACCCAUUCAAUGCACUGAGUCCGCAGUACGAAAUCAUCUACAUUUGCCAAGUGCUGGGCCAAGUGCUCGUGGGAAUUGGAUAUGGGAAUGUGGGCGCCAUGCUCAUGAGUAAGAUAACCCUUGUGAACGGUCAGUACGACAUGUUGUUCUGCAGUUUGAAGAAUCUGCAAUCCACGGCAAUGAUUUUAAGAGGAAAUCACAAAGAGCAGCUAAAAAAUCUUCAGAGGAAAAUCGACAGAAGCAGAGAUGAGAUAAAUGAGUAUUAUGUAAGUUGUGAGAUUCUGGAAAAUCUCCCUCAGAUUUCCGACACUGUGACUGCGAAUAUUCCGUCGCACACAGUGAGAGAGAGAGACACUUACUUCAUGGAGUACAAUAAUGAAUUAGUGACGGCACUGAAGGAGUGCAUAAAGCAUCAUCAGAUGAUAAUUAAAUUCUGUCACAUGCUGGAACACUUCUAUCACUUCUAUAAUCUGGGGAAAUUCUUUCAAAUCACCUUCCUUGUGUGCCUUUUGGCCGUCACAGCCACAACUGGCCAGAACUCGGCUAUGAAGAUGGUGACAAUAGCUGAAUACCUCAGCUUAGCCACGUCGGAAUUACUCCUCUUCUGCUACUACGCCGACAUGCUGACAUAUCAGAGCACUCGCCUCAAUGAGGCCAUCAUUCGCAGCCCUUGGUACACUUGCGGCGGACCAAUAAGGCGAGACCUGAUUAUAAUGCUGGCAAACUCGGUCAAACCUUUCACCCUCACUGCCGGGAAGUUCUUCUUGCUGACCGUCGAGAGCUUUAAAUCCGCAAUGGCAGCAUCAUUCUCUUACUACACGCUGCUGACCAAGUUCCGGACACGUGGCGAUGCAUAAGUGAAACACUGGCGCAAUAUACCUUGAGAAACGGGUUA
Molecule: messenger RNA, 1418 nt
Organism: Phlebotomus argentipes
Lineage: Eukaryota; Metazoa; Arthropoda; Insecta; Diptera; Psychodidae
Gene: Or83a
Product: odorant receptor 83a
Exons: 6
Coding region: 1-1380 (459 amino acids)
Biological process (GO): sensory perception of smell; detection of chemical stimulus involved in sensory perception of smell
Cellular component (GO): plasma membrane
Molecular function (GO): olfactory receptor activity; odorant binding
Source: RefSeq, a predicted model, not a curated record